Messenger RNA from Mytilinidion resinicola, 1305 nucleotides. RefSeq lists its product as uncharacterized. The record is from RefSeq and is a predicted model, not a curated record. NCBI's taxonomy places the organism in Eukaryota, Fungi, Ascomycota, Dothideomycetes, Mytilinidiales, Mytilinidiaceae. The coding region runs from base 1 to 1305 and encodes 434 amino acids. The transcript is spliced from 3 exons.
AUGACAGACGGGUCUCACAUUGGUGUUCUCCGGAUUGUACCUUCAAGCUUGUUUAUGAUACAGAGUGAAAGUGAGGAAAUACCAUCGCUCUGCGAACUCAAGGAUGCGUGCAGUGGCUGGCUGACUCAUUACCAGAUCUUCACUACCGAGCAGAAGCCUCAUCUGACCAUGGACAUAAGCAUUACUUUGGAUGAGAACGAAGUUUUCUUACACAUGCACCAAUCGCUUUGGUUUGGGACUUGUAUACCACAAUCGCCACAAGAAGUGGGCUCUCUUUUCAAAAUUCAGUUUCCCGUUGCAAUCGGACCAUCUCUUGACGCAUUCACAGUGCUACGAGAUGUAUACAAGAUACAUGCUCAGGAUAAUCCUGGUCUCGAUAGAUCAUACACGGCAUCCCGCAUCGCUUUCGACUUCAACCCGGAUGUGGCUCAACGAUGGCAAACGUCCUACUUCACAACCAGACUCGCCAAAAGAAUGGAAAGUCUCAUAUGGGGAUGCACAGAAGACGCUAUCCCCAUAGUGGCUGAAACAUAUGCUUAUUUCCUAACCUUUACCCCGGAUGAACGUUACCUUCUUUUUCGGGAUGAAGAGGAGCGGGCUUUCGUAAGUCUUGUUCUCUUCGAACUUCAAGACCCGGUUCAGGGAUUUUGGUCGCUCGUCGCGUGGACCCAACGGGUGCUGCCAAUUGGGAAGCAGGUGAGCCUGUCAUUUUGUCAAACUCAACCCUUGGCGGCGAUAUCUUUCGAGGCCCAAGUAUUUCUCUGGCCUUUCAAGUCUGAGUCGCCCAAACUCUUCGUGUGUCGCCACGACGCCGUCGGUCCAGUGGGCAGGCUGAUUGAUCUCUCGGAGUGCGGGUCAUACCUCGUAAUACGGGAAGGCUCCUCGUCCCCCUCGCAAGUCCUGCCGGUCCCAUCUUGUAUUCGCCGCCUCUUGUCAGAGGGUGAACCGCGCGCUAGACAAGGGGCCGUGGAGAUUGCACAGGGAGGGGACCUGAUACAAUUCGGUAACAAUAAUUUGUCUCUUGCGGGAUUAGGCAUUGGCUCUGGCAGCCUCAUACCCAAGAACUCCAGCAUUGUGGCCGCCGAUGGAAGAGCAAAAGGCAUCGGCGUGGUACGCUCAUCCGAUAGAGUAACAAUCCAACUAUGGGAAAGCUCGGGCGCAAGUGCAGACAUGCGCGAGACUCAGGUUGAACUCACAAAGCUGCCGGAGUGGGAUUGCGUGGAGUCGGCCGCCGCGUCGAUUCCGGCUCCACGGGCUGGAGAUGACGAGAUCAAGGUCAUUUUGAACAAGAAGCAGAGGCGAUAG